Molecule: messenger RNA, 1683 nt
Organism: Rubroshorea leprosula
Lineage: Eukaryota; Viridiplantae; Streptophyta; Magnoliopsida; Malvales; Dipterocarpaceae
Source: the annotation of a GenBank genome assembly
GUGAUGUUUUCUUCCUGUGAAUCCUGAUUUAUUUUUCUGGUGAUAACGUUCUUUAAUUUCUCGGAACUUUUUUAGGCGAAAUGAAACAGAAAAAUGGAUCGGGAGCAGAUGGAAGAGCUCGACGUGUUCUUCAAGACAUCGGCAAUUUAGUGGGUGAACGAGUUGCACAAGGACGUCUGCCGGGACCGCCACUGUCUGAGGAAGAAAAGAAGAAAAGGAAGGAGAAAAAUAAAAAGGAUAGAGAGUAUCGGGCCAAACGGACGAGUCAAUUCAAGGAAUAUAAGGAGUUUUGUGAGGAGCCCAUAAUUGAUGACAUGUUCAAAGCCUUCAAGGAAGGGAAACAAGUGUUCAAGGAAGUAUUAAAUCAGCUUGGAGAAGUUUGGAUGAAGGAUGGAACAAGCAAAAACAUUGAAAUGUUGACAGGAAGUUCGGUAGCUGGAAUGGGCACCCCAUUUGAGCCACCAACAAGGGGGUUAAAGAGGACGAGAGAGGAAGAACCGGCUGAAGCCCAAAGGGCCAAAAUACCUGCAACUACUGACAAUUAUACUCCACAUCAUAUCCCAAUUGGUGGUUCUCAACCUAGUGGGCUUAUGGCUAAUGCUCCCAAGACUGCAUGUCAGUCUGUCCUCCCAGGCCACAACAGUAGGAAAGUGGCACAACAGAAUGAGGGGCCCAAAUGGAUUAACCCCCCUGCACAAAAGCAACACGAUACUUAUUAUGUUCCUGAGUGCUACACCGAGGUAGUUAUUUCUAAGAAGCUGGACCAAUUUCGCUCAGAGAUGCAAGAGCGGCAGCAGCGGAUGGAGGAAGCGAUUCAGAGGUUUUUUGUAGCAGCUCCUACAAAUGCCCCUAUUGUCUCUCCUACUGAGCCUCAUCAUGACCCUCAUGGUAUGCAAGGAGGAACUAAUGCUGCUGCUGGAUACUCUGGUGGUCCCACCACCCAGUCCUUCCAACACAACGAAGAGUUUCAACACAAAGAAUACAAGGCCUUUUGUGAGGAGCCUGGAAUUAUUGACAUGUUCAAAGCCUUUAGGGAAAGGAAAAAACAAGAAGAGUUCAAGGAAGAAACAAAGAAGCUUGAGGAAGAUUUGAAGAAGGUUGUACCACUUGAUGCUUUUGACUGGCUGGAACAUGAAACACUCACUGGAAAUUUGGCGGGAUCCUCAAAUGUUGCCUCAGGUGCCAUGGAUUCAACCACAGCUGUUGAAGGUGGUGAGUUAUUUUUUGAUUUGGAUGCUUUUGACUCUUGGCUGGAACAUGGAACGUUCAUUGGAAAUUUGGUGGGAUCCUCAAAUGUUGCCUCGGUUGCCAUGAAUUAUACUCCAACUGGUGGAGAGCCUUAUCAUGACUCUCUUGGCAUGCAAGAAGAAACUACUGCUGCUGCUGGAUCCUCUGGUGGUCGCACCACGCAGUCCUCACCAGAUAAUGAAAAGUUUUAACUUUACCUUGAUCACACUUUUAUGUCAUUUCUUUUGGGACACGUCACAUGGAUGGUGCAGGUUUUUAUGUUUAUGUUGGCUUAUCAUAGCUGUGGAUUAUGUUGGUACAGCUGUUAUCUAGAAUGAUAUGAACUUAAUUACAUGAAAACUAAUUAGGGGGUUUUGUUGAAUGGGAUAUUUGCAGUGGAUGUUAGUUAUAUAAACUACAUGUUAUUUUUUUAGAGGUUUACCUUCCUUUUGAUCC